Molecule: messenger RNA, 1248 nt
Organism: Trichoderma asperellum CBS 433.97
Lineage: Eukaryota; Fungi; Ascomycota; Sordariomycetes; Hypocreales; Hypocreaceae
Biological process (GO): fatty acid metabolic process
Cellular component (GO): mitochondrion
Molecular function (GO): trans-2-enoyl-CoA reductase (NADPH) activity
Source: RefSeq, a predicted model, not a curated record
AUGCUAGGCCGUCCUUAUUCAGCCCAAUGCGCCCUACCACGGGCCGGGCGCGUCGUUGGACGGCUGUUUUCUAAUCCUCUAUCACAACAGACUAUUCGACGCCGGUCUGGCCCAUAUGGCUACACCCAGGCCAAGGCUCUUGUCUUCUCUCAGAAUGGAGAGCCUUCUGACGUAUUAAAGCUUCAUACACACUCCAUCUCUCCCUCGCUCUCCUCCAAAUCCGUCCUACUGCGGGCUCUUGCGGCGCCCAUCAACCCUGCAGAUAUAAACACCGUCCAGGGUACGUAUGGCUCUCAGCCCAGCUUCACUUCCCUGAUAGGAACGCCUAAUCCGUCCGCUAUCCCUGGAAAUGAGGGUGUCUUCGAGGUUCUCGCAACGGGCGACCCGUCUUCCCCCAUUCGCAAAGGAGAUUGGGUGAUACCGGCCGUGGCUCAGUUUGGCACAUGGCGGACGCAUGCCGUGGCAGAAUUGGAUGAAAUAUUAAAAAUCAACAAGGAGGGGCUAAAGGCGACUCAGGCAGCGACCAUCUCCGUCAACCCCGGCACAGCGUAUCGCAUCCUGAGAACAUAUGGCCCCAGUGCUGGAAUAAGCAAGGGCCUCGCCAUGCGGCCGCUUGAGGUGGGCAGCGGCGAGUGGUUUAUCCAAAACGGAGCGAAUUCCGGAGUGGGAAGAGCCGCCAUACAGUUUGGAAAGCUCUGGGGACUCAGGAGCAUCAACAUCGUUCGGGAACGAAGCUCCCCCGAGGCGACUGAAGAAUUAAAAAGAGAGCUUACGGAUCUCGGCGCCGAUGUAGUUGUGACGGAGGCACAGUUCCUGUCUCGGGAGUGGAAGGACCAGCUGGCGGAAAUCACAAACAAAGGCCGCGAGCAGAUUGGGCUUGGCCUGAAUUGCGUCGGCGGCAAAUCCGCCACUGCUCUCGCUCGCUCGCUUGGUGAGGGCGCUACUAUGGUGUCGUACGGUGGCAUGGCUAGGCAGCCAGUUGCUCUUCCUGUUGGAUUGUUGAUAUUCAAAGACAUUCGCUUCGUUGGCUUCUGGCUUACGCGAUGGAACCAGCAGGACCCCACCGGGCGCAAACACAUGACUGAUUAUAUUGUUGACAGUAUCCGCGAGGGUAAAUUCAAAGACGUUCCUCUGGAUGAAGUAGCGUGGAACUGGGAAACCGAUGCUUCCACCUUGACAGGGGAGGUUCAAAAAGGCCUUCAAGGCUUCAGAAAGGGUAAAGGUAUAUUCGUGUUUGGCGAUACAUGA